Molecule: messenger RNA, 1293 nt
Organism: Danio rerio (zebrafish)
Lineage: Eukaryota; Metazoa; Chordata; Actinopteri; Cypriniformes; Danionidae
Gene: lix1
Product: limb and CNS expressed 1
Source: RefSeq, marked validated
ACUGGAGGACAGAAAAGAAGAGGGCUAAUAGGGAGACCCUCCUCGUGUUCACUCUUUCUGGAGCUUAAAGCGAUGUUUUGAGCUCCUCCAGAGCAUGUGAGAGCUGGACCAGGAGGACUGCGGGUUAGAGAUCAUGUCUGGAGCAGAUUCUGAUGAUGACAGAGCCUUUAAGGACCUGAAUGUCGUGGGAAUGCUUCACAAGUUCUGGGAGCAGAAACAAGCAGCAGGCGUGAUGAUGGAGAUAGAGAAUCUGGUAGUGUAUGAGUCCAUUCCUUCACCCAGUCCUCCAUUCAUAUGCUACGUCACAUUACCAGGUGGCAGCUGCUUCGGCAAUUUCAAGCACUGUUACAGUAAAGCCGAGGCCAGACGUGACGCAGCUCGUGUCGCUCUGAUGAACUCCACGUUUAAUGAGCUGCCCUGCCGCCGGAUCACUCCUGAGUUCAUUUCACACAGCGUCAAAGAGGCCGUCAGCACUACCAGCGGUAACAUCGCAGACGCGUCUGACCCCAGUACCAGCAUAGGAGCGUACUGCCUCAUGUUGGAGCUCAACACUGGGAAAACCAUGCUGGAAUUUCAGGAAAUAAUGACAGUGUUUCAACUGCUGCACUGGAACGGUACUCUGAAGGCUUUUCGGGACAUGAGAUGCAGUCGUCAGGAAGUGAUCCAGUACUACUCUCAGCAGCGUCUGGACGAGCGCACGCGCAGCCACAUGGCACUGGACUGGUUACAGAAGGAGCUUCAGUCACCCGGCCUGCUGUCCCAGGAGCUGCAGCUGGCUGUGAAGGAGCUCGGGGAGGCACGGAGAACCGGCAGGGAGCUCCGCUUCUACAAGGAGAAGAAAGAAAUCCUCAGUUUAGCUCUCAGUCAUGCUGACGCCGAGGACCUGGAGGAGGAAAUGUCCUGGAGAGAAGCAACUGAGUUUGACUGUUUUGAGGAAAGGAGGACCGAUACGAAUGAAAGCUGUCAGUUUCACUCUCAGGGCAGUGAUGGAGAAUCGCUGGAGUGAAAUUUGUGAGAAGUUAUGUAUAUAAUGUACAUGCUGCACUUUUUCAAAAUAGGCCUGCUUUUGAUAAGUAUUUCCUAUGGUGUGAGUAUAACUUUUUAGGACUCUUAUUUUGUAAUGUGCGCCAUGCAGAAGUGCGCUCGUUUUUGCAACUGUUUUAAAAACUUCCGAUUCAGUUUGCCUACGGGAGAAAUGGCAGAAAAUGACCAAACUACUUGCUCUGCAAACAAGUGUGUUCAUGACUGUACAUAAAAAGUAGAAUAACCCAUUAAGGAAAACAUUUGCAACAU